AGUAGUACAAUCACAUUAAAUUCAUAAAAUUAUUAUUUUUAUAAAUAUAAAUUAAACAUAUAUAUUAUUUUAUUACAGAAAAAAAUUUAAAGUGCGACAAAGUUAUUAAAGGAGUGUUGGAUAAAAUAAUAAACAAUUAAUUUCUAAAUUUGAAUAUAUAUUAAAAAGAAAUCAUCAAGUGUACAACAGGCUUAGAAAAAAAAAAAAUAUGGCAACGGGAUAUGAUGAUUGUUAUGAUUCUUCUUGGCAUUUAAUACCACCCGAUUAUAUAUCACAUGAUGAUGAUUACAGAUUACUGGAAAAUAUUAAAAAUCCAGUUGCUUCAAGGACAAGUUCUGGAUUUAAAAUUGAUGAUAUUUUAAAGUUAAAUGAUACAAAGCCGCCGGCACAAGAUGAAACAAAUGGAAUGACAAUGUUACCAAGUGAAAUUCCAGCAGCUUAUCAACAAUUUUUUGAACAUACAAUGCUUCAAUCUGGUGGUUUACAUGGACAUUUUGGUAAUUCAUUAGCAGCAAAUUUACCUCCACCACCAGCAUCAUCAUUACCACCACCUGGUUUUCUCAGUUGGCCACCAACUUCACUCCUAUCAAUGCCACCAAAUUUAACAGAAAUAACUGGACAUCAACAUCAACAUCAACAACAACAACAGCCAGAUUCAACAAGCCCAACAAUGUCAGAUUCAUUUCAAUCACAACCAGAAAAUUGUAAUGAUUCACCAAAAAGUGAAGAACAAGAUUAUGAAGAAAUUGAUGAUAAUCAAGAUGAUAGAAAUGAUAAUAAAUCUGGAAUUGAUUUAAAUGAUAGUAAUUCAAAUUGUGGUAAAAAACAAAGAAAAAGAAGAGUAUUAUUUUCAAAAUCACAAACAUAUGAAUUAGAAAGACGUUUUAGACAACAAAGAUAUUUAAAUGCACCAGAACGUGAACAUUUAGCAUCUUUAAUAUCAUUAACACCAACACAAGUUAAAAUAUGGUUUCAAAAUCAUAGAUAUAAAACAAAAAGAGCACAAAAUGAAAGAGUUGAACCAGGUAGUAGUGGUUGUUCACCAAGAAGAGUUGCUGUACCAGUAUUGGUUAGAGAUGGUAAACCAUGCCAAUCAAAACUCAUGGAAAAUGGAUAUUCAACUGGUCCAAAUGGACAAAUAAAUAUGGCAUCAGCAUACAUGCAAAAACCAUACUGGUGGUGAAACUUUUUCACAUAAGUAGCUAGCUUGAAUCCUAAAAUUAAUAAUUAUAAUAAUAUUAUUUUAUUUUUGAUUCGUGUUAGUGUGCUUUGACGUAUAAAUAAUAUCAAGAUUUAUUUGUAAAUUUUAGUUUUAAAUAUCUUGCAUAUAAUUUUGUAAAAUAAAUCAAAAAAAAAAAAUGAUGAUACCAAGUGAAAUAUAUAAAUAUAUCAAAAUAUAUAGAACCAGAAAUAAUCUGGUAGAUUUUUUUUUUUUUUUUUUUUUUCGAAACAUUAGAAUUGUUAUUAAAAUGAUAAUUGUAAAAAAAUAAUUUAGAUAAUUGAAAUUAUUUUUCGACAAUUCUGAUGUUUCAAUUUAUAUUGUAGCAGAUUGUAUAUAUGUACAUAAUAGUAAAAUAUAUAUUGAAUAUAUAUAACUGCAAAGAAACGUAAAUAUAAUAAAAGAUGAAUAAAUAAAUAAA
Messenger RNA from Aphidius gifuensis, 1640 nucleotides. RefSeq names its product homeobox protein Nkx-2.8-like. Lineage: Eukaryota; Metazoa; Arthropoda; Insecta; Hymenoptera; Braconidae. Gene Ontology annotation, molecular function: RNA polymerase II cis-regulatory region sequence-specific DNA binding; DNA-binding transcription factor activity, RNA polymerase II-specific. The transcript has 4 exons. Gene Ontology annotation, biological process: cell differentiation; regulation of transcription by RNA polymerase II. The coding region runs from base 209 to 1183 and encodes 324 amino acids. Gene Ontology annotation, cellular component: nucleus. The record is from RefSeq and is a predicted model, not a curated record.